Fusarium falciforme is the source of this 1440-nucleotide messenger RNA. RefSeq lists its product as hypothetical. Bases 1 to 1440 code for a protein of 479 amino acids. The transcript has 10 exons. The record is from RefSeq and is a predicted model, not a curated record. Lineage: Eukaryota; Fungi; Ascomycota; Sordariomycetes; Hypocreales; Nectriaceae.
AUGGCCAACUCAAUGACUACAGUCUCUGGUCUCCCUGACCAUGGAACGGCAACCGCUGAAGAGAUUUCCAUUCCUCGGUGGAAACGAGUAUGGCAGCACAGUCUGACGCAGAUGAUGCUGCUGAGCAUCCAGGCAUUCUGCGGACCAGCCAUGUCAGAUGCGAUUGCAGGCCUUGGCGGCGGCGGCCUUGCGACUCCUCGAGUGUCGAACAUCGCUACUGCUCUGAGAUAUGCCAUGCUCGCUUGCACCUGCUUCAUGGGAGGCCCCAUCGUGAACAAGCUUGGCGUCAAGUGGGCUCUAGUCAUCGGUUCCAUGUCCUUCCCCGUCCAAGGAUCCGCCUACUACUGCAACAGCAAGUUUGGCAACCAAUGGUAUCUCAUUCUGAGCGGUGUAAUCGGCGGCAUUGGCACUGGAUGUUGGUACGUGGCUGAGGCCGGUGCAAUCAUGACGCUUGCACCGUCUGGUGCGCGUGGCAAGUAUCUCGCUCUCUGGAUCGUGUCUCGGAAUCUCGGCCAGCUUGUUGGCGGUGCAAUCAACCUGUCAAAGAACCACGAGAAAGGUGUCAGCGGUGGAGUAACGCCCGACACAUACAUCGCCUUCUUGAUUAUUGAGUGCAUGGCUCUGCCAUUCGCCUUCAUGAUCACGCCGUUUGAACGCGUCAUUCGAUCUGAUGGCACGCACAUCGUCACUGCUGAGGCUCUCUCCACCAAGCAGGAGGUCAGGCGGAUUGCAAAGACCAUGACCUCGAGGCUCAUCGUGCUCUCGUCUCUCUGGGCACUCUGGUCCUUCUUCUACAGCGGCUCUUGGUCCACAUAUCUGGGAAUCUACUUUUCAGUCCGUGCCCGCGCCCUUUCAUCGCUAAUCUCGCCAUUCUUCUGCAUUGUCGGCUGCUUCGGCCUUGGAUUCAUCCUCGACGCCAAGUACCUUUCACAACGCCGCCGCGCCCAGGUCGGUCUCUAUACCGUGGUAAUUCUCAACAUCGGCGUCUACAUUUGGUCGAUUAUCAUGCAGGUCAGAUUUCGGCGCAAUGAUCCAGGUGCUAUCGACUGGGACCACAGUCUAUACGCUUCCUCCUUCCUGCCCUACUUCUUUAUCCAGACCACCGGUCCGUUGUCCCAGUCAUAUAUGUACUGGCUUCUGUCUUCGUUUGCAAUGAAUGCUCAAGAAAACGUCCGCAACGGAGCUGCCUUUAGGUGCAUUGAGGCUAUUGGCCAAGCCAUCGCCUAUGGUAUGAACACUCAGACAAAGAGCGACCCACUAAUUGGGUUCUGCGUGACAUUUGCCCUGCUUGGUGCUGCUCUUCUCCCAAUGAUCAUGCUGGUAAAUACAACGCCCGACAGGAUCCCCGCAGAUGAGAUCGCCGAGCAACAGUUGAAUGCACUGGGAGAGAAGACUAGGGAUAUAGAGACAGUUCACCCGGAUGUCGAGAGCAAGAGUUAA